CGGGCCUGCGGGACACCCAGCACAGCUCUGCCCGCUGAAAUGUGCUCAUCCUUACGACUUGCUUUUGUGACGACGGAGAUGCUGUGACGGCCGGGCAAAGCAUCAUGGGCCAGUGCGGUGACAGACGCCAUGAUUUUACUGUAACAUUAGCUGGACAGAAAAUGGACGGUUCCUGAAAGUUGACUGGAUAUUUGUAGCUUCCCAUGCGUUUUCUUGUGUUUUCUCAAUCGUCCGACUCAGUUAUUCUCACGCAGCAUUUGCGCAUCUGUGUCGGUGUCGUUUAAAUAUUGGCUAAUUCAUACAAAAAAGUAAACAAAAAAGCUAUCGACUCGCCGCUGAAGGGGAGCUGUUGGCUAGAGGCUAGCUAGCUAGCUAGUUAGCUUUCAAGUAACCCCGUUAGGUGCCUAGCUUUGUGAAGCUAGCAGGCUAAUAAUAGCCGGUGGGACAUAAAAACAGUUACAUAGUUUAUUAUCCAACACAAGGGCAGGCGAAUUCACCGGACCAAGGGCUACACCGUUAGGUAUGGCCCGAUUGUGAUUUGGAAGGAGCUGGUGAUGGCAGAAGGGAUUGACAGUGGCGAAAUGCCCUCCUUUGACCCGUUUUCAAGUUCUGAAGCAAAGAAGAGACCUAAUUCAUCUGAUGGCAGGGAAGAGCCCAUGAGGAAAAUGCCAGUGUCGAAAUUUGGUUCCAGACCACGGUUUGAGCCCGUGCACUUUGUCAGUGGUGGUAGCAGCGGAGGGUCUGGCACCGAUGAGAAGGAGAAUGAUAAGGAGCGCAGGAGGAGCGAGUCGUACGGUGUGAGGCAGUGGGACUCUGAGCUUCCGUCCUAUGGCAGCAGCAGUAGAGCUCAGGGUUCCUCCUCGGCAAGACCUGCUUUUGACAGAGUGCCAUCAUACAGCUCUGACUCUUGGGGUUCACACAGGGAUAGGGACAGGGACAGGGAUAGGGACAGAGACAGAGAGAUAUCCUCAGGUGGUACAAGUGGCUUAGGUUAUGGAGGUCGCGGUUCCACAGCAAACUAUAUGUCUAAAACACAGCAGGACUAUACAGCCAAAUAUGAAGCCCACAGCUCUCGCAGUUCAGAUUCUUAUUCUCAGCCUAACAGGUUUGAUGGAUAUGGAGGAGGGAACAGAUCUGGCGGGAGGGAUUCAGGACGUCAGGGCUUAGGCUACGGGCAUCAGGACCGGCCUUCGUCCAGCAGGCCAUUCAGCAGAGUUUACAACAGCCCAGGAAGGAGCAGUCCCACCUCUCAAUCAGGGUCGUCAUCUUUGUCCCAGCCCCUUCCCAUAUCUCAGUCAGUGCUGGAGGAGAAGCAACGGCUGAUUGCCAACGUGGCAUCCGCAUUAGCCAGUUCUUUUAGAGACCCCAUGUUCAUGACUGGAAGCGACUCGCCCAACUACAAUUUCAUGCUGAGCCGCAGCAUCCAGGCCUGCAAGACCAAUCCAGAGUAUAUUUAUGUCAACCUGAAAGAUAUUCCUAAAGCUGACCUACCGAAAAACAGAAAAGUACCGACGGAAGGCUAUGCCUGUGAACUGAGGUGCCAGUGUGUGUAUCUUGCCACUGGAUAUUCUGGGAGCAAAAACGGGGCUAGGGACCGUGCCUCUGAACAGGCCGUUAAGCUCUUCCUUAAACCAGUCGAGGUCCGCGUUGUGCAACGCAGAUAUAGACACUCAAUUGUCAAUGACAUUGUGGUAUGCCAGAUGCACAGCCCUACCCCAGCCUUUUUACCUGCACUCCGUAACCCAGAGGACAAGCCAACACCCAGCUCAAAGGGCCAGUAUGAACCUGAUAAAAGGAAACACUGGACGGAGUUUGUGGUUGUGGACAAUGCCCAUGACGCUAUCUGCAUACUCAACAACUCUGCUGCCUUUAAUCGCAUGAAGAUUGACUAUAAGUUUGACCUUGUCCCCAACAGCAGCAUUUGGCUGUGUAGUGUCUACCUGCAAGAUGAGCUGGUGGCACAGGCCAGGGGCACCAAGAAGAGCUCAAAGCAUGCAGCAGCUGAAGAGGCAGUGAGGAAACUCCGCAUGAACCAGGCACAACGGCAGCAACAGCAGCAGCAGCAACAGCAGCAACAGCAGCAGCAACAAUCACAGUAUGCCAGAGGAAAUCCCCAGUCAGAUUCCUCUAGUGGGAGGUUCGGACAACAGGGUGGCAGGAAGAAGCAUCUGAGUGAGUUGGUCAUCCUGGAAAACUCUGACAAUGCUAUCUGCAUCAUUAACGACACCGCUCAGUUUAACAAAGUGGCUGCUGAUUACAAGUUUACAGUUUUACCUGACCAUCGCUGGAGAUGUGAGGUUUAUCUGGAGGGACAGUAUGUAGCGGCAGGGAUCGGGCCCAAGAAAAUUGUCAAACACAUUGCAGCAGAGGAGGCCCUAGCCACCUUGAGACAGACACAGGCUGUGGUGAAAUCCAACCUCAGGAAGGAGGGUCAUGCUGAUGCUAUAUCCCGCUAUCAGAUCCUGGCUCGCUCAGGCGAAGAGGCCACAAAGCAGGAGAUCAAGGAAGACAACAUCGGAAACCAGCUGCUCCGCAAGAUGGGCUGGAAGGGUGGCGGUUUGGGCCGAGAUGGGGACGGCAUCGCAGAACCCAUUAAAGUCAAGGAGCAGUUCUCCAGAGAAGGACUUGGUAUGGAUAUGGACAAGCCUGGAAAUCAGCUCAGCAAGCGCGAUAUAGAAGACAUAAUCCGCAACUAUGCCAGUUCAGACCGGCAGGAUGAUCUGCGCUUCUCCACUGACCUCAACAAUGAUGAGCGAAAGCAGAUACAUCAGAUAUCUCAGAAAUAUGGCCUGCGAAGCAAGUCAUAUGGACAGGGUAAGCAGCGCUUCCUUGUUGUCAGUCGCAAGGUACACAAAGACCAGCUAAUUGGUCAGCUGUUGCAGGAAGGGCAGGUGGGACGAUAUGAGCUGGUGAAACCUCAGGCCUCUCACUGAUUUGCAUGCAGAGCUCUAAAAAAAAAAAAAAAAAAAAAAAUACUCAUCGGCUUGGACUUCAGAACAAAUAACACAA
Messenger RNA from Myripristis murdjan (pinecone soldierfish), 3009 nucleotides. RefSeq names its product NFKB repressing factor (gene nkrf). The coding region runs from base 555 to 2933 and encodes 792 amino acids. Gene Ontology annotation, cellular component: nucleoplasm; nucleolus. NCBI's taxonomy places the organism in Eukaryota, Metazoa, Chordata, Actinopteri, Holocentriformes, Holocentridae. The transcript has 3 exons. Gene Ontology annotation, molecular function: nucleic acid binding. The record is from RefSeq and is a predicted model, not a curated record.